AUGGCGCCACCACAACAGGCCAUUGUCCUUGAAUGUGAUGGGACAGCCGGGGCGUCCGCCUACCAAGAAGCAAUCAACCCGCUGCCGGAUAGCUUCUGGGACCACAUUGUCAAGGGCGCCGAGGUCCAGGAUGCCAGCGCGAAACCAGGCGCUCACAAGAGACUGGACGGCGAGUUGGCCAACUACCAACUGAGAAUCCGACAGGCCGACCCUGCGGAGCUGGGUGUCGACAAAGUCAAGCAACUCAGUGGCUAUCUCGACGACGAUCAGCAGGACAAGCACCUGUUUUACUGGUUUUUCGAGUCCAGAAACGAUCCCGCCAAGGACCCUGUUGUUCUCUGGCUCAACGGCGGCCCAGGAUGCUCCUCAUUUGUCGGCCUCUUUGACGAGCUCGGUCCUGCCACCAUCCCCAGGGCUGAUCUGGGCCCGGUGAACAAUCCCUACUCCUGGAACUCCAACGCCUCCGUCAUCUUCAUCGACCAGCCAGUCAACGUAGGCUUCUCAUACGGCUCCAACAUCACCAAAAGCUCCCAGGCCGCAGCCAAGGACAUCUACGCCAUGCUCACGCUGUUCUUCCACCAAUUCCCCAACUACGCCGAGCGCGACUUCUUUGUCACGGGCGAAUCCUACGCGGGGCACUAUAUUCCCGCCAUCGGCGCCGAGCUCCUCUCCCACAACAACAGCAACAUCAACCUCAAGGGCCUGGCCAUCGGCAACGGCCUUACCGAUCCAUACAUCCAGUACCUGUACUACCGGCCGACCGCCUGUGGCCAAGGCGGUUAUCCCGCCGUCUUGUCUCCGAGCGACUGCCAGGCCAUGAUGGACGCCGAGCCCGAGUGUCAGCGGCUGAUUGGCACGUGCUACGACAAUCCGGGCGCAAAGGUCUGCUGGCAAGCGACAACCUACUGCAACAGGAACGUCAUGGGCAUCUACCGGAGAAACCCCAAAAACAACGUCUACGACAUCACGUCUCCCGUCGGCACCGGAAAGACGAGCUACGCCUCGCAGUUUCUCAGCUCGAACAGGACCAAGCAGGCGCUGGGAGUCGAGGCCAGCCGCGCAUAUUUAAAGUGCAACUAUAAAGUCUAUGACGACUUUGUUGGGGACGGCGACUGGAUGAAGCCUGCCCACCGGGUUAUCCCCGGUAUCCUGGAGAAGAUUCCGGUUCUCAUCUACGCGGGCGAUAUUGACUACAUCUGCAACUGGCUGGGCAACCAGGCAUGGACGCUCGGGCUGGAAUGGCCCGGAAAAAGCGCGCUCAACGCCGCCAAGCCCCAGGAGUUGCGUGCCAAGUCGGGCAAGAAUUACGGAAACGUACGAGCUGCACAGGGCCUGUCGUUGAUGCAGAUCUACAAGGCUGGCCACAUGGUUCCCGAGUACGAGGGCGAGGGCUCGCUCGAUUUCCUGAAUAGGUUUAUGGGAGGAGAGUGGUCAAGUAAGGCGCCUGGGGCGCAUUUGUCCCCCAAUAACAGUUGUAGUUGA
Metarhizium acridum CQMa 102 is the source of this 1482-nucleotide messenger RNA. The record is from RefSeq and is a predicted model, not a curated record. NCBI's taxonomy places the organism in Eukaryota, Fungi, Ascomycota, Sordariomycetes, Hypocreales, Clavicipitaceae.